UUUUUUUUCUUUAGGGAAAUGGAAAAAUGUAUACGAAAUAUCAAUUUCCAUCCACAGAGCACAAAGUUCUUCUAUAUGAACUCUGUAACCUCCUCUCUGUUCUUCAUCUCCAUCCUCUUCUUUAAACUCUCUUCUAUAAUAAAGUAAUGUGCAGCCAAAAUGGGUGUGAGCUUCAUAUGUUUCUGUUCCCAUUCAUGGCUCACGGCCACAUGAUUCCCAUCAUCGACAUGGCCAAGCUCUUCGCAUCUCGCGGCGUCAAGAUCACCAUCGUCACAACUCCUCUCAAUUCCAUCUCCAUUUCCAAAUCACUUCAUAAUUCCAAUUCAUUGAUUCACCUUCUUCCCCUUAAGCUCCCUUCUGUAGAAGCUGGCCUACCAGAUGCUUGUGAAAAUGCCGACUCCCUUCCAAGCCUUCAUUUGCUCCCCAAAUUCUUCGCUGCCACCACUUUGCUUCAAGAUCAGCUUGAACAUGCUCUGUUGCAGUAUCGCCCUCAUUGUAUUUUGGCUGAUAUGUUCUUCCCUUGGACAAACGAUGUCGCUGCUAAAAUUGGGAUCCCCAGGUUGAUCUUCCAAGGAACUAGUUGUUUCUCUCAUUGUGCUUUAGAGUUCAUUCGAAUCCAUGAGCCGCACAAGCGUGUUUUGUCCGAUACAGAGCAUUUUCUCAUUCCUUAUCUCCCCGGGGACAUUAAGUUAACCAAAAUGCAACUCCCUGCACUCGAUCCCGAGAAUAUUGAGAAUGAAUUUAGCAAAUUUAUAGCCAAGGUUGAUGAGUCGGUAUCGUGUUGUUAUGGGGUUGUUGUGAACAGUUUUUACGAGCUGGAAGCAGAGUAUGCAGAUUGUUACAGAGAUGUCUUGGGAAGAAAGAUGUGGCUAAUUGGCCCACUUUCAUUAUGCAACACUGAAACUCAAGAAAUCAUACACAGAGGAAGAGAAUCCGCCAUUGACGAGGAUGAGUGCUUGAAAUGGCUCGAUUCCCAGAAACUCAAUUCGGUUGUGUAUGUGUGUUUUGGAAGUUUGGCUAAAUUCAACUCUGUUCAGCUUAAAGAGAUCGCGAUUGGGCUUGAAGCUUCUGGGCAAAAUUUUAUUUGGGUUAUCAGGAAAGGGAAAGAGGAAGAAGAGGCAGAGGAGCGAAAUUGGUUGCCAGAGGGUUACGAACAGAGGAUGGAAGGAAAAGGGUUGAUCAUAAGAGGAUGGGCGCCGCAGCUUUUGAUAUUGGAUCACCCGGCGGUGGGUGGAUUUGUGACCCACUGCGGGUGGAAUUCGACGCUGGAAGGGGUGGCGGCAGGGGUUCCGAUGGUGACGUGGCCGGUGGGGGCCGAGCAGUUUUACAACGAGAAAUUGGUGACGGAGGUUCUGAAAAUUGGAGUUGCUGUUGGGGUUCAGAAAUGGGUGAAAAUUGUGGGAGAUUUCGUUGGAAGAGAAGCUGUGGAGAAGGCGAUUAGGAGAGUAAUGGAGGAAGAAGAAGGGGAAGAGAUGAGAAACAGAGCAAGAAAAUUUGCAGAGAAGGCGAAGAAGGCGGUUGGGGAAGAUGGAUCGUCGUAUUUGACUGUAGAUGCUUUGAUUGUGGAAUUGAAAUCUUUGGCCUUUUAGAUGUGAAUAGUAACUGAAAUGUAUGCUACCGUUUCCGCAUCUUUAUAUGUUCAACAUGA
This is a messenger RNA of Benincasa hispida (wax gourd), 1648 nucleotides long. Its product is annotated as scopoletin glucosyltransferase-like. The record is from RefSeq and is a predicted model, not a curated record. Lineage: Eukaryota; Viridiplantae; Streptophyta; Magnoliopsida; Cucurbitales; Cucurbitaceae. Gene Ontology annotation, molecular function: UDP-glucosyltransferase activity.